Molecule: messenger RNA, 3899 nt
Organism: Helicoverpa zea (corn earworm)
Lineage: Eukaryota; Metazoa; Arthropoda; Insecta; Lepidoptera; Noctuidae
Exons: 2
Coding region: 595-3036 (813 amino acids)
Source: RefSeq, a predicted model, not a curated record
UUUCAAUUUAAAUGGCGCAAGCUGUUUUCGUGUUGUCCCAUGAAAACAAAUAAUGAUAGUUGAACAUAUUUUGAAAACUAUCGGAAAAGCUUUGUAAUAAACACAAUUAGAAUUCUUAAUAUAUUCAAUAAGAUUUUUAUUUAUCAAUAAAUAUAAGGUUUUAUAUUUUUUAUAUUAAUUUGAAGUGAAGCAAAACCUUAAUUUGAAGCUGUCCCAAGAUCAGUUUUCCCGCAUUUAAUAGAUAUUAAAAAAAUAUAUGUCCCACAAUAAGUUUUGCGAUGUUUUAAUUCAAUUGUGUUAAAGUUAUCCUUACAAAUAAACUAAGUAUAAACAAUAGCUAUAAUAGCAAAAUAGUAAGAUAAUUGCAUAAAAUCGUUGUCCCAUAAUAUAAACAUUACAGGACAAGUCUAGAUAGUAACGUUCUUUUCCUACCAAUUCACCCAUUUAUCAUUUAUUUUUUAUUUUAAUGGCAACCUCAAGCCCAAAAUCUACGGAACAAAUGCCGCCAUUUUAAAUUUAGUCGCAAUAAAGGUGAAUUGGUGGCCGCACGUGUGCGUAACGAAAAUUUUAUCCAAAGAAUUUGUCUCGGUAAACAUGGCACUAACACCUGCUGAAAGAGCUCAAAGGUACCGAGACAAACUUAAAAACUUACCGGAGAAGGCCGCAGAAGUGAGAAAGAAACAAUUAGCUCGACUAAAAGCCAAACGGAUAAAAAUAUCUGAAAUGACAGAAGAAGAAAAGACCAAAUGCCGUAAACAGUGGAAAGAAAAUAAAAGAAAGCAAAGAGCAAGGAAAUCUAAUAAUGCAAACCGGUGUGAAGGAACUUUGAAAGACGAAGCCACAGUUUCGCAGAAAAAACAAAACACGGACAAGGAUAAGCGGACUAUAAGAAAUCUUAAAUCUCUUAAAAAAACCAUCAAGCAAGGACUUAAUAAAAUUGCACAGCUGACUAAAAUUACAGAAAAACAAAGAAAACAAUAUUAUCGCCUACGAUUAUCUUCGUCAAAGAUAAUUGAAAGACAGAAAAAACUAAUUGAUAAAUUUAAAGCCAGAGAAGAAGUUCUCGAAGCCACACUGCGCCGGACUUAUAAAAAUUGUGAGAAAAGAAUAGAAAAACAAGUAUUGAAAAGACUAAUAAGAAACUCUAAAUACGGAAAUAAGACAUAUGUCGCCAAAUUAAUUGGCCUUCAAAGAACAGCUCGAAAUAAACAGAAAAAAAAUAGGGUAACGUGUUGCACAGAAAUUGAAGAGUUUUGGUUAAGAGACGAUGUCACCAGAGCAACGGCAGGAAAAAAAGAAUGCAGGUCUCGUGGUAACGAAAAACACCAAAUAAGAUACACAACCGAUACAUUACAAAAUUUAUUUAAAAAAUAUAAAGAACUAGGUGGUAAAUACGGUAUAACGUCGUUGUGGAAAUACAAACCCUAUUACGUCCUUUACCCGGGAUUAAAAUCAAGAAACACUUGUUUAUGUAUCAAACAUGCGAAUAUUGAAUUAAAAUUCAAAGCUUUACAGCUAUACGGACCAUUAAAACAAAUAUCUUUGGAGGAAGUUUUGGAUCAAGUUACUUGUAACCGUCAGUCAUAUUUUUGUGCGACAAAUAGAUGUACUCGGUGCAAAAAUUACAAAAUACAAUAUAAUGACAGUGACAAUGAUGACCGUAAAAAUGCCACCUGGUGGCAAUGGGAACGUGUUGACCACGAAUUUGUAAAGAAGGAAGGGAACGAAUCCAAAAUUAUCAAGACAAAAAAGACAGUAAAGUCGUUAAAAACAACAUCAAUCGCUGAACUAAAAUGUGCAUUUGAUUCCGAUAUUAUUAAAUUCAAAAAACAUGUUUUUGUUAUGAAGCAUCAAUACAAACAAUAUCAAAUGAUUAUUAAUAAUUUAAGCGAGAAAGAAGCUGUGAUUAUUUGUGACUUCAGUGAAAACUAUGAUUGCAAAAUGAGAGAAGAAGUUCAAGCUCUUCACUUUGGAUCAUCCAAAAACCAAGUGUCUCUACAUACCGGGGCUAUUUUUUGGAAAGACAUUAUGCAAUCGUUUUGUACAAUAUCCGAAAAUACAAGCCAUAGACCAGAAAAUAUAUGGACACAUUUAAAUCCCAUCCUUCAGGAAAUAAAAAAAAUGACUCCUAAUGUCAACAUUUUACACUUUUUUUCCGAUGGCCCCACCUCACAGUACCGUCAAAAGGGAAAUUUUCACUUAUUGAAUAUUCUUCCCAAAGAAAUGGAGUUUGAAUACUGCACCUGGUCGUUUUCAGAGAGUGGUCAUGGCAAAAGUAUUGCGGACGGCAUAGGUGGAGCUGUCAAACGAACCUUGGACAGACACGUUUCAUACGGAGUCGAUGCAAAAGAUGCAACACAAAUAUAUUACAUUUUAAGAGAACACUUUAAAACAACAAAAAUGUAUCUUGUAGAUGACAGUCAAAUUGAAAACUAUAUUUCCAAAAUUCAAAACUUAAAAACCUUGUCUGGCACGUUAAACUUACAUCAAGUAAUUACAAGUGAAAAGAACGAGAUUAAAUAUAGAGUAUUGAGCUGUUUUUGUGGCGAUGUUAAAGGAAUGUGUUUGUGUCAUUCCCCACAAUCUCAUCUACUGAAAAUGACUGAUCAAUCAUUUUCAGUAGAUGAGAUUGUGGGGAAUGAUCAAUUUGUCAGUAAUCAUUUCCAAAUUGAUCAAAAUUGUAUUGUUGACGAAAUCAGUGUUGAGGAGUCUAUUGUGAUACCCGUUGAAAUGGCAAAAUCCGGCAGUCCAUCACCGCCUACUGAAUAUAUAGAUUUGACGUCCGGUACAGAUAAUUCAUCAUUUUUAUGUCUCGAAUCACUCAAGCCAUUAAAAAAAAAAUCCGAUGAAAAUAAAUAUAAUGCUGAAACAAAAACCUCAAUAAACGUCAAGCGAGUUCUGUGUUGUACUGCAUGUCAUACUACUGGACAAUUGGCUAAGUGUAUUAUCUGCAUGUUAUGGUAUUGUUCCUCAUGUGCUGGUGGUCAGCUCCAAAUUGACUUUAUUUGUGAUCCUUGUUUGUCGUUCAAUUUUUAGCUUUAUGUACCUACCAUUUUUUUUUUAUAUCCCUCGUUGAUUUGUGUAAAAUAAUAUGUCGACGAAUAAGGACUUACUCAGUAGUUGAAACUGAAAAAUCUUCCACAAGAUGUUUAUUUUCGUUUCCUGAAAAAGAAGUUUGCUAGAAGAUUGUUCCGUUAUUAUAAGUACUAUAUAGGACGUACCUAAGGGUUUACAUCUUGUACAGUAUUUAUGAAUUUGAAGCUGGCCACCAGCCUACGAGAAUUGCUUUUCGUACAUUGAAGUUCAGCUCCAAAUUGACUUUUGAUUUGUUUUUGUUUCUAGGUUUAUGUUUUACACUAAUUUUAAUAAAGAAAAUUGAUAAUUUAAUGUUAAGGUAAGACUGAAUGAAGGCUGAUUAAACUAAGUAGGUUUUCAAAUUAUAAUGCGAGGCAUUUUUAGAGGUUUAAUUUUUGUUUAAUUCAGUUGUAAACAGCUGAAUUUGAUUAAAAUUUUUUGAUUUGUUUUAAAGUAAGAUUUCGACCCUUUCCGGGCUACAUUUUACAAGGUCGUUUAAAAGAUCAAAUAGCCCGAAAACCGGCGACGUUAAUGUGAAUUUUUAAUUUAGUAUAAAAUUUUAGAAUUUGAAGAAGGUCACCAGCGUAUGAGCAUUUCUUCUCAUACAUUGGUGUUCAACUCCAAAUCGACCAUAGUUGUAGUUCUUGUUUGUUAGUUUUAUGUGCCGAUCUGCUCAAACGGCAAUAAAAAAUAUUAAUUUGAUAUUAAAGUAAGACUGAUUAAAAUUAAGUAGGUUUUCAGAAACAAAUUAUAACCUGAGGCAUUGGUAGAAUAUUUUUUAUUUUUUAAACAGCUGAUUUAGUAAAGAGUUUAUCAGAAAAAAA